CGUCUUUGCGCCUUCCUUUGUCUAGUCUCGUUAUCUGGAUGCGGACGGAAUAAUUAUUUAUUUCUUGUUAUUUGAUUUUGUUGGCCAGAGGAUAUUUUUUAUAUCCAUUAUUUCUACGGCUGUUGAAUGACAUUCGAGCCUGAUACAUAUAUGCCUAAGAGCAAAGCGCCAAAAAUGGAUGAUCUGGACUACAUCCCCGUGGACCUGAGUCCGGAGGAGCGCUCUGAACUGGAGGACAUCCGGCGGAGGAAAGGAGCCCUUCUGAUGGAGAUCCAGAGGCUGCGGGAGGAGCUGAGAGAGGCCAUCAUGGAAGUUGAGGGCCUUGAAUCCAGCACGGAGGGCAGUAAAACCUUACAGAAGAAUAGGCAUGUUGCCAUGGGAAGGAAGAAGUUCAACAUGGACCCUAAGAAGGGUAUCGUGUUCUUGGUGGAAAACGAUCUUCUCCGGCACACGCCUGAGGACAUUGCCCAGUUCCUGUACAAGGGAGAGGGGCUGAACAAAACAGCCAUUGGAGAUUACCUGGGCGAGAGAGACGACUUCAACAUCAAAGUCCUCCAAGCAUUUGUUGACCUUCAUGAGUUCACAGACCUCAACCUGGUACAGGCUCUCAGGCAGUUCCUGUGGAGUUUCCGUCUGCCAGGAGAAGCUCAGAAGAUUGACAGGAUGAUGGAGGCCUUUGCUCAGAGAUACUGUCAUUGUAAUCCUGGAGUCUUCCAAAGCACAGACACAUGCUAUGUGCUUUCAUUUGCGAUCAUCAUGCUGAACACUAGUCUUCACAAUCCUAAUGUGAGAGACAAGCCCGGUGUGGACAGGUUCAUCUCCAUGAAUCGAGGGAUCAAUGAUGGAGGCGACCUCCCAGAAGAGCUGCUGAGAAAUCUUUAUGAGAGCAUCAAGAACGAGCCUUUCAAGAUUCCUGAAGACGAUGGAAACGAUCUGACGCAUACCUUCUUCAACCCUGACAGAGAGGGUUGGCUCCUCAAAUUGGGAGGACGGGUGAAAACCUGGAAAAGGCGAUGGUUCAUUCUGACGGACAACUGCCUUUAUUACUUUGAAUACACUACGGAUAAGGAACCCAGGGGGAUCAUUCCGCUGGAAAACCUGAGCAUCCGUGAGGUGGAGGAUCCCAGGAAGCCUAAUUGCUUCGAACUCUAUAUCCCCAACAACCGCGGACAGCUGAUCAAAGCCUGCAAGACAGAGGCGGACGGCCGUGUGGUGGAAGGGAAUCACAUGGUGUACCGCAUCUCGGCGCCGACCCCCGAGGAGAAGGACGAGUGGAUACACAGCAUCACUGCUGCUGUGAGUGUGGACCCUUUCUACGAGAUGCUGGCAGCGAGAAAGAAACGGAUCUCUUUAAAGAAGACAGAAGAGCAGCCGUAAAUCCAGCCUGUGGUCUCACACACGCCCAUCCCUCCUCGCAGAGUGGGACAAAGGACUUGUCCUCCUCGUCUCCUCCCCUGAAAUCACAUGCCGUCCAUUCCUUGCUCUCUACACUAGUUGCCCAUUUUGAUCCUCAUCAAGGGAUUUUGGGACCCCUGGUUUAAUUGAUCUGCAUCAGUUCUCGGGCAAUCAGCGCUGUUGCCCUCGGGGACAACCACUAUACAACACUGCUCCCAUAAAGACACUAUAAAGCACCCAUUUAAAUUCCUCAGCUUAUAAGCCCUCAUGCCUAAUGUCUACAGCCUCGCCGUAGGAAUAACACUAAAUCAUUAUGGGGAAGAAGAAAAAUCAAUGCUAUAUUUGACCUUUGUUUUUUUUCCCCGAUAUACAAACAUGGUUGGCGUGACAUAGUUUAUCCGUAUCUAAACUAAAGUGAAAAACGCUUCAGUAAUAUAGCGAGUCAAGAUUUUGUUGUUUAUUCAGCAGACUGGAAAAGGGAGACUUUGUCGUAUAUUAGUUUGUUUACAUACACUAGAGCCACUUGGUUGUGAAUGUAUAACUCUGCCGUGUGCUUAGUUAGUAUUUUGCCCGAAGAUCACGUCUACACUACGUUUGCCCAUUUGGCUGCACGUUGGAACCGUGGGCUUUUUGGUCUGGAUCUCGGAGCAUGUUUAGGGGCAGAUUGAUCUAUCCGGAGCGCAGAAGAAAUGUGCGUGGCAGCUCAGUAUUAUGUGUUUUUUUUUGUUGUAAAUACAUUGUUUUUAUUUCAACAAUUAUAGAAAGGUUUAACUUAUUGUUUUAUUUUUUUCCAUUUCUUGUUUUUGGUCUGCAUAUGUAAACAAGAUUUGAAACGACUUCCAAUGGAAAGAGUGUGAGAGCUGUUUAGAUGUUUAUUGAGUGCAAAAGGAUCACUCUUGUUCUUCCUUUCCUCUUCAUUCUUCCGCCAGGACUUGGAGCUCCCUUAUUUCCUGAUCUCUAACAUCCUCUGAUGGCCCUGCUCUCGGUUAUGCACUUGCCGCCGUCACUUAGAGCUGUAAUCUUCCCAAGCAGUUUCUGCAAUGCAAGUUUUUGGUGUUUAUUAGUGCAAAUACUGCAGCCUUUUUGAAGGGAUCUCUUAUGCUUGCAUAGGUUAUGAAUAUAUGUAAUAAAAAGUUAAUCUGGAAAAGCAGUAUCUCAUCCUUUUAACUGUUGAUUUAGGGCAGGGUGGUGAUCGUUUCUUUGAUAAUUGUGGGUGACUUGUCUUGGGAUGUUUUGCCUACUUUUUCCAGUGGCGCAUUGCACCCGCCCUUUCGGCUCUUUGAGCAACAAAUAAAGACACUCGCAUGGGCUCAUAUUGCCUUUAACCUGGAUGAGAAAGAUCCAUAAUGCUCCCGAAAGUCCUCCGAUUUAAUCUCUUCUGCACUCAGGGUUUUAUCAGCGUGGCACCCAGUUCCUGUGCUUUUGUGCCGUUUCUAGACUGUUCACAAAACAUCCAGCUGACACGGUAUUGAAAAAAUAAUAUACAUGUGAAUGAUGUUUCGUCGGAGGUGCAGGCAUGAAGAUGUACUGGGUUUGGGUCCACAUGCUGUCGCUUAGUAAGGUGCGCAAAAGAGACUCGGGACACGUGUGGGAGAUCGGGGAGCCCCCGGCAUGACUGGCUUGGUGCGCAGAGCAGCUCAAGUCAUGCACAAACCUGGAUAUUUAAAAUGAGGUAACAAAGUUAAAU
Molecule: messenger RNA, 3082 nt
Organism: Paramormyrops kingsleyae
Lineage: Eukaryota; Metazoa; Chordata; Actinopteri; Osteoglossiformes; Mormyridae
Gene: cyth2
Product: cytohesin 2
Biological process (GO): regulation of ARF protein signal transduction
Molecular function (GO): guanyl-nucleotide exchange factor activity
Source: RefSeq, a predicted model, not a curated record